This is a messenger RNA of Symbiodinium sp. CCMP2592, 2886 nucleotides long. The record is from the annotation of a GenBank genome assembly. NCBI's taxonomy places the organism in Eukaryota, Dinophyceae, Suessiales, Symbiodiniaceae.
AUGGCGACUCCGAUCGGUUCUCCCCGUGUCCCCUCGACUGUCGGUUCUUCACUAGUGACGCCAGUUGCUCGGGAUGUCGUGGAGCCCGAUGAUAGUGCCCACGCAUCUCGCUGCACUGCGCCCGCCUCGCACGCUUCGCUCGCUCGCUCUGCUUCGCUGCUUGCUUCGCUGCCUGCUGAGGACGAUCAGAGAGCUCAGCAUCAUGCGCCGCCUUUGCCAUGCUCUGCUGCUGCUGCUUUCGCAACGCCUGGCACGAUGCACGCCGGCAUGCUGCCUGCUUCUGCCACCGCUCGUGCUUUGCCCUUGUUGCCUGCCUUUUCUGCAUCCGCUGCUCCUGCUGCUUCUGCACCUACCCUUCUUCCGACCGAUCUUUCAUCUUGUCCUCUGUCCCUUCGCGGGGAUCCAGAGGGCGCUCGGGCCCUCUUUGGGUCCGGGCCGGACGACCGUGGUCCACCGAUUUCGGACCCGGCGUCCUUUCGUCCACCGCGCCCCGAUUCUUACGGGCCGGUGGCUGGCCGCGGUGGAGCCUCGCUCCCCGACGAGCCCAUGAGCGAGCACCCGGGUGCACCCCAUGCUUCCGUCGCAACGAUUACCGCGGCGGAUCAUGGUGGUGCUGCCCCCGCCGACGAUAACGGCGGGAGGCUUACCGGUCCCCGUGCUGUCGGGGCCCUGGUCGAUGAAGCUAUUGGGUCGGAAGCAUCCGCGCGCAUCGCCGCCGAUAUUCUGGCGAUCGCGCAGGGUGUGACCAACACCCAAGCCGACCUCGAUAUUUUGAGGAACGGCGUCUCGGAUAUCACUGAAGCACUUGAAAACAAGAUCCGAGACAUGUGGGAGCUUCUUCAGAAUGCGCUGAGUGAUGAGCAACAGCGCCUCACUCAUGUGCAGGACUUGAUCCGAGAGCGGCAAAUUUCAGAUCUCGAGUCCCUUGACGUGCGUUUCGAGAGGCUCAGCUCAAUGAUAAGUGAUCGAUUCAUUGAGUUCGAUGAGCGGAUCCACCAGUUCAACGAAAGGCGUGCGCGCAUCGCUACGGUUGAACAGAACGCUACUCACCGUAUCGAAGUCAUCAGAUCCGAAAUGAGCCGUGCUCUCUACGAUCAUAAGGAGAGUAACCGAGUUCUCAUCGAUCAGCUCACCGCUCGCAUUCAGCAUCUUGAGAGUGCUCAUGUCCGCAGAGGUGGUUCCGACAUGUCGACGCCUUCGCGCCCGGAACGGACGCAGUUCUUCGACAUCAGUGACCAUGAUGGGGAUUUACCACGUCCCGCGGACCUGCCGCCAGUUCCUGGCGAGCGCAGCAACGAGUCGUUGACGAACAUCCUGCCGAAAGUCGUGGGCAAAAUAAUCCUGUUGAGCCCGUCCGACAGAAUUAUGGCCAAACGUCAGCCUCAUUUUCGGGGAGAUCGCCGAAUCCGGCCGUUCCUCCCACAAAUGCCGAUGGAGCGACUUCCGGUCAUGUUCCGAGUCUCAGGCCGUAUCCAGUCGAUGAAGCUCCUCGAGUUGUUCCUGAAGCUCGAAGCUUCGCUCCUGAGCCCAGACCAAGCCCUACCUUCCCGUGUCAAAUCUCCUAUGACACUCGAUCCGUCCCGGCCGGGAAGGGGCCUUCAAGAUGGUAUGAUGCGUUGCUUGGCCGAUCGAAUCUCAUUGGCAGUGGUGCCGGCGCACCGAUUCUCCAUAGUGAGACUGGUACUUUCACACUUGCGCCGAACACAAGUCUCACGGCAACACUUCGACCUGCUGCGACAACCGAUGCUAUGCCCCCGAUGCCCACCUUCAAUGCCAGAACGUGGGUUCCUGCACCCAGUGCCGCGCCACCCGGAGCUGGCGGACCCCCGCCCGCUGAUGGUCCCAACGAUAACGGGGGUGCAUAUGGCGGUGGUUUCGGAGGAUAUGGACAUCAUGGGUCUGGCUAUGUCCCUGGUGGCGGUGGUGGCCCGCCCGGUGGCCCACCUGGUGGUCCGCCUGGUGGUGGUGGCCCUCCUGGCGGGAGUGGUCCGCCCGAUGGCGGCCUUGAUCCGCCAAGCAUUCGGCCUACCGGUCGACCGAGCGGGACCUGGCGGACCCAAGGGUGAUGGAUCAUUGAGCGAUGCGAAGAAGGCAAAGUGUAAAUCCUUCCGGCUUGACCCUGAGCCUGAGCCCGCACAAUUGCGACGUUGGAUCGUUGAUAUGAAGGAGAGGGUUGCCAAUGCCUUCGCAUACGAUCCCGGGUACGUGCUCUCAUGGGUCGAGAUUCCCGAUGGCACUCGCUACGAGGACCUUCUUGAUGAGUGCAAGUACGGAAUGCUCGAGAACGAAUGCAAUUCGGCUUUCCGUGACUGCGUUAAGUCUAUUGCUUUGAAGAACAAGAUUCAGACCGAAACCGAGCGCAUGCAUACGAUAAACCGGCGACCCGGGAGUAGGCAGAUAUUGUGGCUCUUGUAUGACUUUCUCCGGCCGCAUGUCACUGGCGACUCGACUUUCAAGCUCGUUGAUCUCAUGAAAAUCACGAUUGAUCGGUUUACUCAUGGGUCCGAGCAGGAGAGGCUUGAAGCCUUCUCCAAUCGGUGGGAUCAUGUUCUCGCUGGUAUUUCGGUCGAUCGCCCUGAAGAUCCUGUCCUCUGUGCCCUCUUCUACGAGCAGGUACGUGAGUUCCGUUGCCUUGAGCUCGAUAUGCAAUUGUGGGACAGAGAUGUGUCUGUGCGGAACUACGCAUAUUUGCGAACUGUCUGCGUCAAUGCGAUUACAACAUGGCGCCGACGACGCAAUCAGGAGAAGAUGUACACCGCUACGCGAUCAUCCUCCGCGCAGAGGCGAUACGCUGAGAGGGAGUCCGUACCGAAGGAGCUCGCCGAGACGCUCGUCGCCCAGACGAUCCUCCCCGAGGCGCGGUUCGCCAAUGCGAUAUUCCCGUAG